AUGGUUUGCUAUAGAAUACAAGUCCAAGUACAAGAUGAAACCGGAUCAACCACAUUCAUAUUGUUUGACAAAGGAGCUGAGAAAAUUAUUUCUAAAACUGCAAAAGAACUUGCAGAGAUACAUGAAGAGAUGUUGAAAUUAGAUGAGAAUACUUUACCAAAAGAGAUUCAAAAAAUAAUUGGCAAUGAAUAUUUGUUCCAACUGCAUCUUGAUGAAUAUAAUUUGAAGUAUGGAAAAGAAAAUUUCACGGUCUCAAAAAUUUUGGAGAUGGAAGUUUUACAUAAGCAAAAAGACUCAAGUAAAGUUGAAGAACAUCAGGAAACAAUGGAGGAAAUUGUAAGAAAAUCAAGGAAGGACAAGUACACAGCCAAUCAAAAAAUAGAAAUAGGAGAAACAUAUGUUCAAAGACCUGAAAGAAUGCCGCUUGAAGCGUCAAAAAACUACUAA
This is a messenger RNA of Quercus robur (English oak), 447 nucleotides long. RefSeq lists its product as uncharacterized. The transcript is spliced from 4 exons. The coding region runs from base 1 to 447 and encodes 148 amino acids. Lineage: Eukaryota; Viridiplantae; Streptophyta; Magnoliopsida; Fagales; Fagaceae. The record is from RefSeq and is a predicted model, not a curated record.